AUGGAUUCCGAUGCGACUUCAAGAUAUGUGCCGGAGUACAGAAAGGCGAACUUCAAAAACAAGAACCGGUUCCAGCAGGACGAGGUGAGAAGAAGGAGAGAGACACAACAGGUGGAACUGAGAAAACAGAAGCGAGAGGAACUGCUGACCAAGAGACGGAACUUCAACGCGCCAAGCGGCAUGAACGACUCGGACGAGGAGGACGAGGAGACACAAAGCGCAGAGACCGUUUUCUAUAGACAGUUACAGGAGGAGUUGCCGAAAAUGGUGAACAGUAUUAAUUCUAGCGAUCUGGAACAACAGCUCGACGCCACCAUCAAGUUCAGACAGAUUUUGUCGAAAGAGCACAACCCGCCGAUCGACCUUGUUAUUGAGAGCGGUGUGGUGCCACGGCUGGUGGAGUUCAUGCGCUCGGGCCCGGAAAUCCUCCAGCUGGAGGCUGCGUGGGCGUUGACCAACAUUGCAUCGGGAACCUCUGAACAGACGAAAUUUGUGGUGGACGCGGGUGCGGUGCCGCUGUUUGUGAACCUGCUGUACUCGCCGUCGAUGGAGGUCAAGGAACAGGCGAUCUGGGCGCUGGGUAACGUGGCUGGCGACUCGUCUGCGUACAGAGACUACGUGCUGUCGUGCAACGCUAUGGACCCUGUUCUUUCGCUGUUCCAGUCGUCCAAGAUGUCGCUUAUCCGGACGGCCACCUGGACGCUCUCCAACCUGUGUCGGGGAAAGAACCCGCAGCCGGACUGGCAGAUCGUCAAGAGUGCGCUGCCUACGUUGGCCAAGCUGAUUUUCUCCGUGGACGUGGAGACGCUGAUCGACGCAUGCUGGGCGAUUUCGUACCUGAGCGACGGCACGACGGAGGCGAUCCAGGCCGUGGUGGACGCCAGAAUCCCCAAACGGCUGGUGGAGCUGCUGGGCCACGAGAGCACGCUGGUCCAGACCCCGGCGCUCAGAGCGGUCGGAAACAUUGUCACAGGUAACGAUUUGCAGACGCAGAUUGUGAUCAACGCGGGCGUGCUGCCUGCGCUUGCUCCGCUGCUGAGGUCGCCAAAGGAGUCGAUCAGAAAGGAGGCGUGCUGGACGAUUUCCAACAUCACGGCCGGAAACAGCGACCAGAUCCAGGCGGUGAUCGACUCGAACCUGAUUCCGCAGAUCAUCAAGCUGCUGGCCACGGGCGACUAUAAGACGAAGAAGGAGGCGUGCUGGGCAAUCUCGAACGCGUCGUCGGGCGGGCUCACUCGGCCGGACCAGAUCCGCUACCUUGUUUCCCAGGGCUGUAUCAAGCCGUUGUGCGAUUUGCUGGCCAUUGCAGACAACAAGGUGAUCGAGGUGACGCUCGACGCCUUGGAGAACAUCCUGAGGAUGGGAGAGCUGGAGAAAGAGGCCCGGGGCUCCAACAUCAACGAGAACGCCAUCUUUAUCGAGGAGGCCGGCGGUGCAGAGAAGAUCUUCGACUGUCAGAGCAACGAGAACGACAAGAUCUACACCAAGGCGUACCACAUCGUGGAGACCUAUUUCAGCGGCGAGGAGGCCGAGGAGGAGUCUGCGGGGCUGCAGCCGGAGAUGAGCGGCGACCAGUUUGGGUUCGGAAUGAACUCCAGCGUCCAGCAGGGCGGCUUCCACUUUGGCUGA
Ogataea angusta is the source of this 1629-nucleotide messenger RNA. RefSeq lists its product as uncharacterized. Gene Ontology annotation, cellular component: cytoplasm; nucleoplasm; nucleus. The coding region runs from base 1 to 1629 and encodes 542 amino acids. Gene Ontology annotation, biological process: NLS-bearing protein import into nucleus. The record is from RefSeq and is a predicted model, not a curated record. NCBI's taxonomy places the organism in Eukaryota, Fungi, Ascomycota, Pichiomycetes, Pichiales, Pichiaceae. The transcript has a single exon. Gene Ontology annotation, molecular function: nuclear import signal receptor activity; protein binding.